AUGGGGAAGAAAGUCAUUGGCAAAAGAGCACCUCGUGAGAAAAUCCAUAAACUUCCAGGUUUUCCUAGACCAUCAACCCUUUCUCAAGACACCACCUUCACUCCCUCACCUUCUCCUCCUACCUCUCCUCCUCGCUGUGACCCCAUGGCUCGGACCAAGAACACUCCAAGGUAUCCUGCUCCUGCCAAACCGACACCACCAUCGAAGGCAACGCCAUCCAAACCAAGUUCCACAAAACCUAGUUCAUCCAAGGGUAAGCGUCCUGCUGUUGAAGAACCUGUUACUGAGCCUACAAAACCUAAGUCAAGGUCUGUUCCUGUGCGUUCACAAAGAGGUAACCCUCAUCACCUUCUCAAAUCUGUUAGCGAACCAGACAUUGAUCCCUUUGCUCACAAAUCACACUUCAUGACAUCUCACUCAAACUAUAACCCCCAUCGUUUCAAAUCUGCCAUGAACCAUAACUUUUAUGAGGGAGUUAUUCAGUACCGUAAUCUAUGUCCCUCUUUUCUUGCUGAUUUACCUGAUUUGAAAAAGAAAGGAUUUCGUUUUGUUGAAAAUCUGGAAUUUUUAGACUAG
Messenger RNA from Arachis stenosperma, 576 nucleotides. RefSeq names its product vegetative cell wall protein gp1-like. The coding region runs from base 1 to 576 and encodes 191 amino acids. The transcript has a single exon. NCBI's taxonomy places the organism in Eukaryota, Viridiplantae, Streptophyta, Magnoliopsida, Fabales, Fabaceae. The record is from RefSeq and is a predicted model, not a curated record.